CAGGUCCGGUCUGAGCGUUGCUUCCAGGGCGGAGCGCGCCCGGAUCGCCGGCAGGUGCGGUCUGUGGUUCACCGGUGGGCGCCCGGGCUGGUGGGGCGGGGACCGCCUCUCAGGCCCUUUCCCCGGCGGCCUCCGGGGCCUCGCAGAACCUCCUGGAAGAGAAGCAUCUAUUAGACAAAGUUGCUAACCCUUGUUGAGGGCCGGGCGUUCACCCUCCAAGACGUUUAAUCUGCAUCUCAGUGGUGAGGGAGAGAUUGGCGUCCUGUUCACAGAGGAGGAAACAGGCCCCCAAAGGUAACCAUUGUGCGGUUCAUGUCAGCAAUGAAAUCGUCUGAAAGCUAAGAGCAGAAGCCUUUUUGGUCAACAUGGAGGACAAGAGACGGCGAGCCCGCGUGCAGGGAGCCUGGGCCGGCUCAGCCAAGAGCCAGGCCGUUGCUCAGCCAGCUACCACUGCUAAGAGCCAUCUCCACCAGAGCCCUGGUCAGACCUGGACGAACAAGGAGCAUCAUUUGUCAGACAAACAGUUUGUAUUCAAAGAACCCCAGCAGGUGGUGCGCACAGCCCCAGAGCCGCGAGUGAUCGACAAAGAGGGUGUAUAUGAAAUUAGCCAGUCACCCACAGGCAUAUCUCGGGUGUGUUUGUAUCCUGGCUUUGUUGACUUAAGAGAAGCCGACUGGGUAUUGGAGCAGCUUUGUCGGGACGUUCCCUGGAAACAGAGGACCGGCAUCAGAGAGGAUGUAACUUACCAGCAACCAAGACUCACAGCAUGGUAUGGAGAACUUCCUUACACUUACUCCAGAAUCACUAUGGAACCAAAUCCUCACUGGCACCCUGUGCUGCGCACACUUAAGAACCAAAUUGAGGAGAACACGGGCCACACCUUCAACUCCUUGCUCUGCAACCUUUACCGCAAUGAGAAGGACAGUGUGGACUGGCACAGCGAUGAUGAACCCUCACUAGGGAGGUGCCCGGUCAUUGCUUCUCUCAGUUUUGGUGCCACGCGCACUUUUGAGAUGAGAAAGAAGCCCCCGCCAAAGCACCCCUGCAAUAAUGAGCGUAAACACGGUAUUGCAGCGAAAUCAGUCCUGCACUAACCCAGAGGUAGUCCUGUGCACCAGUGAAGCAGAGGAAUGGGUGGAUCAGCUCAGGAAACAGAUGAAGAAAUCAGGAAGUGCGGGUCAGUCCCAGUCUCAACUCUGCGAGCAGGGAAGUUGUGCAAUGCACCCCAUCAGCUGUGCGGGAGGAGCAACACCACCUGUCGGCUGCUUCGCAGACUGUGUCAUGGAGCUUCAUUGCGAUACCGGCCAUGGCUGCACUUUCUGGAAGACAGGGCAGUGUAAAAUGCCAGGCGUCUGUGUCCCGAGUGUUCAGGAAUCGUGGCCCACUUUCCAAGGCUUAAACAGCAAGUCUCAGUUUGCUAUGCUUUCUGGUCGAGCCAGAGCUCAUUUCUCUGAGAAAAUGUCACUGUUGACUGUUCUGGGAAGAAACAGGAAUAUGUCGCCAGAACACCGAAGGACUAGUUUUAACAUAGGUACUGAUUAGUGAAUUGGCAUAAAUUGUGGACGAUGAUCAGAACUCAUCAUACCAUGUCUUGCUUAGAAACCCAUCCUCCCAUGCUAUGUUAAACAGCGCACAGCCUAAAGCAGGCGUAAAGAGUUCUUGGAUAGAUGAAUUGUAAUUCCUUCAUGGGCCAAAAUGGGCUCUUCUGCGUUUUGGAUGCUGAUAAUAAUAACAAUAGCUAGCACUUACGAUGACUCACUUUGUGCUGGUCUCCAGGUGAUUGCCACGCACUGCAUCACUGGAGGCUCCCGAUGGCCCUGUGACUAGUGUGGCAGGUGCUGUCAUCACCCCCACAGUACAGAGAGGGGAAAUGCCUGGCCGAAGGCCAAGCUGCUGCCAAGUGACAGCCAUUCACUGUCCCCUGCAGUCUGACUGGGGAGGCGCCCAUUUCUUUGACCAGAGUUGUGUUCCGUUGCAUCUUGAUCACAUGAGCACAAA
Messenger RNA from Myotis davidii, 1998 nucleotides. It is a transcript of the gene ALKBH3, whose product is annotated as alkB homolog 3, alpha-ketoglutarate-dependent dioxygenase. The transcript is spliced from 9 exons. The coding region runs from base 366 to 1094 and encodes 242 amino acids. NCBI's taxonomy places the organism in Eukaryota, Metazoa, Chordata, Mammalia, Chiroptera, Vespertilionidae. Gene Ontology annotation, biological process: DNA repair; DNA alkylation repair. Gene Ontology annotation, molecular function: dioxygenase activity. The record is from RefSeq and is a predicted model, not a curated record. Gene Ontology annotation, cellular component: nucleus.